This is a messenger RNA of Hippocampus zosterae (dwarf seahorse), 2462 nucleotides long. Its product is annotated as claudin-3-like. Gene Ontology annotation, biological process: cell adhesion; bicellular tight junction assembly. The transcript has 3 exons. Lineage: Eukaryota; Metazoa; Chordata; Actinopteri; Syngnathiformes; Syngnathidae. Gene Ontology annotation, cellular component: bicellular tight junction; plasma membrane. Gene Ontology annotation, molecular function: structural molecule activity. The record is from RefSeq and is a predicted model, not a curated record. Bases 42 to 1271 code for a protein of 409 amino acids.
UCGCCCCCGCUCGUUUCUUUGACUGGACGUUAGCCAGCAAGAUGGUGUCUCAGGGCGUUCAGAUGAUCGGAGUCUCCAUGGCGGCGGUGGGCUGGUUGAUGGUCAUUGUGGUCUGCGCGUUGCCCAUGUGGAAGGUGACGGCCUUCGUGGGAGCCAACAUCAUUACAGCGCAGACUGUCUGGCAGGGCCUGUGGAUGAACUGCGUGGUGCAGAGCACGGGACAGAUGCAAUGCAAGGUCUACGACUCCAUGCUGGCGCUGGCACAGGACCUGCAAGCCGCCCGGGCCAUGAUCAUCAUUUCCAUCCUCACCGGGAUUUUCGGCGUGAUGCUGUCCAUCGUGGGUGGCAAGUGCACCAACUGCAUGGAGGAGGAGGCCUCCAAGGCCAGGGCGUCCAUCCUGGCUGGCAUCCUGUUCCUCGUAUCCGGGCUCCUGUGCCUCAUUCCCGUGUCAUGGUCGGCCCACGCCAUCGUCACCAACUUCUACAACCCUUUGGUCUUUGAGGCCCAGCUACGCAGCCUCUUGGCCAUGGGGAAGAUCGGCAAGGAGACGGCGGGUCAGAUCAUCAGCUUCAUCGGUCUGGUGGGAGUAGCAGUGACCACCGGCAUCCCCAUGUGGAGGGUCACCUCCUUCAUCGGUGCCAACAUCGUGACGGGCCAGAUCGUGUGGGACGGGUUGUGGAUGAACUGCGUGAUGCAGAGCACUGGCCAAAUGCAGUGCAAGCUCAACGAGUCGGUGAUGAGGCUGACCCCUGACCUGCAGGCGGCCCGGGCACUGGUCAUCAUCUCCCUUGUCUUUGGCUUCAUCGGCUUCAUGAUCACCUUCAUCGGCGCCAAAUGCACCAGUUGCCUGACGAAGGAGGCCUCCAUGGCCAAGGUGGUGAUCAUUGGCGGCUGCCUGAUCAUCUUGGCCGCCGUGCUUGUCGUCAUCCCGGUCACGUGGUCGGCUACCAUCACCAUCACCGACUUCCAGAACCCCUUGACCAUCAACGAGCAGCGGAGGGAGAUCGGGGCAUCCAUCUAUAUCGGCUGGGGGUCCACCGUCAUCCUCCUCGUGGGCGGGAUCAUCCUCACCACCUCGUGUCCACCGCAGAGGCCCACGUAUGGAUACCCGCGUUACCAGGCCCCGUACGGGUCAGCGUACGGCAACGGGUCCACGUACGCCCCUGUUUACGCGCCACCCACCAGUCAGCCCUACACGCCGAGUGGCUCAUAUUACCCCGCCAAGCCGUACGCAGCGCCCACCGGAUACUCGCCGCGGGAGUACAUUUAAACCCCAAAACAGACUGCAGACCGGAGCAGUUUCGUCCUGCUGAUGCUAUCAACACAGUGUCGCGGUACACACUCAAGAUGUGUGUGUGUUCUACUGGAAAAUGACUGGAAUGUGGCAUUAUUGUGAAAAUGAGUUCAAAGGAAUGGAUAUUUGUUGAUCGAUUGGGAAAUGUUGAUAAUACAGUGGAUCCCAGCAUAUUUGUGGAUUCACCUAUUCGCAGAUUGUUGGCAGGAAACAAUUGUCGUUAUUCACGGAAACCCUCACUCAUUCGUGGUAUCUUUUGCCUCAUCUCCCACUUACUUGCUUUUUUGAAACAAUCCCUCACUUAUUUGCAGUUUUUUUCUCAUUGAAAAAUAAUAAUAAUCAUAAUAAUAGACUUGUAACUCAAAUAACGUUAGGGCACUUAAAUCCAGGUACCACUGAAAUUACAUGAAAUCAGAUUGUUUUCGUUGAGAUUAUGCUAAAAUUGAUCAUAGAUUCGACUUUUGACUGAUUUUUACAAAUAUUUUUUACUAAUAGUUUUUGGUAUUUUUUCAGGGGUCAUGAUCCAGUCCUCGAUUUUAAUGGAAAAUGCUAAUUGACGGUUCAUAGGUGUUCACAAAUUUGUAGGGGGAUAUUAUACGGCGAAACAGCAGGCCAGGUGAAAAAAGAAUUAAAAGGCAAUUCAGCCAGGAUUCAGGAAGGAGAUUUUCCAGUUUUAGAUGGAAAGAAAUGUGCACCUUUCUUCCAUCCAAAAUCCACAAAAAAACAAAUUUUAACGUAUGCCUUUUCUCAUCAUCACAGGGGAGGAAAGUUUUUUUUUAAUACAUUUACAAUGGCCGACAAUGAUACACAAUUCUUUGGUAUUCACAGGCCAGCCACUGUCUUUAUUCCCCACUAAAAGUAGGGGACCACUGCAUUUUUUUUUCCAUUUUUUUCAAAUGCAACAUUUUCAACUUUGAAAUUUCCUGGAUUUUUUGAACUGAAAUUGUGAGUCCAUUCACAGCUAAGGACAGUUGGAUUUAGUCUUGAAUGACGCUAAUGUAUGUUUUCAUUUUGUGGCAUCAUCUAAAUGCUCGUUUGCACGGGAGUUGACCAUUGUGUUGCGUGUUAUUUUCUCAAUUUUUGUACAUUUUUUGUACUAGUAAUUUUUUGAUUUUUUUGUAAAUAUUACAACUCUGAAUGUGUAAUAAAAUAUUUGAAGGAACACCA